CCUCUACCUCUCUUCUGAUUUCCCUCUCCCGAUUGGCUCUCUCUUUUGUUCUGUGGUUUUAUUUUUGUCAAUCUCACUCUAUGUAUCUUCAUGCAGGACACAAAGGAAGAGGACUUGUGACUUUGCAAAGCUGAGAUGGAUAACAGGACAAAGAUGUUGAUUUAUGCGGCUGCAUCGUAUAUGCUUAUCUCGAUGAUGGCUGUGGUUGUUGAGUCUAGGAAAAGGAAAAGGAGAGAACAUAUUACAUAUGGGCCAAUGUUUGAUAGGGAUAGGAUGAGAAUAGAGUAUCUAGAUAAUAAGAUAUGGAAGAAUGACACGAUAUGUAUAAACAUGCUUAGGCUUAGAAGAGAACCUUUCUUCCGAUUUUGUAAACUUUUGAGGGAUCGUCAAUUGCUUCAAGACACAAUUCACAUGUGUGUCGAACAACAAGUAGCCAUGUUUUUGAACACCGUUGGGCACAACCUUAGGAAUAGGUUAGUUGCCACUAAUUUUAAUAGGUCCGGUGAAACUGUUAGCCGUUAUUUCAACCUAGUUCUUCAUGCUAUUGGUGAACUACGAAAUGAACUUAUUAGGAAGCCUUCGAUGGAGACACCAACGAAAAUACAAGGAAAUUACAGGCGGGAUCCAUACUUUCAGGAUUGUGUUGGAGCUAUCGAUGGUACACAUAUUCGAGCUUCUGUUACUAAGGCCAUGGAGCCAGCCUUUUGUGGUAGAAAGUCCCAUGCUAGUCAAAAUGUAAUGGCCGCUGUCGAUUUUGAUCUUCGCUUCACAUAUGUGCUGGCUGGUUGGGAGGGGGCAGCCCAUGAUGCUCUAGUUUUAAGAGAUGCUUUAGAACGCCCAAAUGGAUUACGUGUCCCACAAGGAAAAUAUUACCUAGUUGAUGCUGGGUAUGGAGCCAAGCCGGGAUUUUUGCCUCCUUUUCGUGGUGUGAGAUACCAUUUGAAUGAGUGGGGAAACAAUCCUGUGCAAAAUGAGAACGAGUUGUUCAACCUUAGGCAUUCUUCUCUUCGAGUGACCGUAGAGCGCGCAUUUGGGUCACUCAAGCGGAGAUUCAAAAUACUUGAUGAUGCCACUCCAUUCUUUCGCUUCCCAGCUCAAGUGGACAUUGUUGUAGCCUGCUGCAUUAUUCAUAAUUGGGUACUAGGUGAUGAGAUUGAUGAAUAUAUCAUACCCGAAGAUGAAUGGCCACCUAAUAUAAAUUAUGCUUCAUCUUCAAGUGGCCAAGCUCAAGAGCAUGCUUAUAUGGUUAAUUUUCGGCAGGGAAUAGCCAAUCAAAUGUGGCAAGCCCGAGAGAACUACAUUGCCAAUAAUGAAAUGGAUGUUGAAGGAUCCAAAGGGGGUGGUCAAGUGUGCUGGACACCUCCAAUGUCUUCAUUCAUGCUUAAUCACUUAUUUAAUUUUGUGGCUGGUGGUGUGAGAACAUCUCAUGGUUUCAAGACCGUGCAUCUCAAUGCUUGUGCUAAAGCUUUCAAUGAUCAUUUCAAGACCACUGUGACUGGAGCUCAGGUGUAUAAUCACAAUAGGACAUGGAAAAGGAAGUGCCAGCGAAUAGCAAAACUCAAGAAACUGAGUGCUGCAUUGUGGAAUGAAGACAAGUGUAUGGUUGUUCUUGAUCAUGAGCAUUACACGGGUCAUAUUAAGGAUAACAAAGGAGAUGAGCCGUACCUAAACAAAACUCUUGAGCAUUAUAAUGAGAUGGUUACAAUCUAUGGCAAUGGUAUGGCUACUAGAGAUUAUGCAAAGGGCUCAAGUGAACCACUAGCCACUGAUUUCGUGGACGUUGAAGAUGAUGAACCUGCCGAUGUUAAUGCUACACCACCUCCUAAUGAAGAAGUUACUCAUUCAUACAAUGUUGGUGAGUCAUCUGCCUCUAGGCCCUCAAAAAGGACAAAGACAACACAAUAUGAGGAACAAGGCUUAGGACCCACACUUGUAGCUGUGGGUGAAAAGCUAGCUGUGGCCAUAGAGAAGAAUGUUAGCAACGACAACACCCCCGAGGGUCUUUGGGAUAACAUGAAGACACUUCCAACAUUUGGUAGGGAUUUUCUUGCUCAUUACUACGCCUAUUUGGUUGAAAAUCCACGAAUUGCUAGGGCAUUCCACACCUUGGAUCAUGAUGAGAAGAUGGUUUGGGUUGCUAGGUAUGUUAGAAAUAACAUUCCUUCUCACCCCGAGGCUAACCCUCACGAAUGA
This is a messenger RNA of Brachypodium distachyon (stiff brome), 2193 nucleotides long. RefSeq lists its product as uncharacterized. NCBI's taxonomy places the organism in Eukaryota, Viridiplantae, Streptophyta, Magnoliopsida, Poales, Poaceae. Bases 136 to 2193 code for a protein of 685 amino acids. The record is from RefSeq and is a predicted model, not a curated record. The transcript is spliced from 6 exons.